GGAUCAAGAGCGGAUUAAGCAGCCACAUGACCAAAAGGGAGAUGAGAAGCUGAAGCUGCAGGGAAACAAGUCGUGCUGCAUGGCUGUACUGUGGCUGGAGUGCUGGAGAUGGGGGCAGCGAGUAGUGACACCAAGGGUGGCUCUCCCUUGUCAACUAACCUAAGGAUACGCCCAUGGAAAAACCUACUGAACGAUAACAGUUUGGCUGCAUCUGGACUGGAUCGACUAUGGGCUACGGGCCGGACAGUAAAGGAAAGGUUGAAAACAACGCAGGCCACUGGUGCACAGGAGGAGAAAACCAAUGAUCGGCCUUUGUCUCAAUGUAUCUCCUUAUUCCUGCCAGAGUUCCCUGUUUGGUCUCCUACAGGACAGACACAUUUAAAGAUUCUGGGAUGUGUUGCUAAAGGAUCACUCGGACCCGUUCUGAAAGUGUUAGACUGCUCACAGCAGAAGAUCUUUGCAGUGAAGGUGUUACCCAAAGGAGAGAUUCUUCGCCGUAAUACACUGAAGCAGUGUAAAGAGGAGGUUAGCAUACAGCGGCACGUCAAGCAUCCCUUUAUCCAAGGCUUUGGGGAGAGCUGGCAGGGACAGCGCCAUCUGUAUAUAAUGUGUUCCUAUUGCAGCUUUGGGGACCUUUAUUCUUUAUGGUCAUCCUCUAAAUGCAUUGAUGAAGACACAGUGCGUCUAUUUGGUGCAGAAUUGGUGUCAGUGUUGGCCUAUCUACAUGAUGUGGGCAUUAUACACCGUGAUGUUAAGAUGGAAAACGUACUCUUGGAUGAAAGAGGGCACCUAAAACUGACUGACUUUGGCUUCUCCAGUCAGCUUGCUUUUGGGGAACAUGUCUAUACAAUAUGUGGCACCCUCCAAUACAUGGCACCUGAAGUCCUCUCUGGUGGCCCUUAUAACCAUUCAGCAGACUGGUGGUCCCUGGGUGUGCUAUUGUUUGCUCUGGCUACUGGAAAGUUUCCUGUUGCUCCUGAAAAGGACCAUGUAAGCAUGCUAGAGAGAGUCAACCAAGGAUCAUACGAUAUUCCUGAGCAUCUCAGCCAUGGACUGGCUCACCUUUUAAAGGAGCUCCUGUGCAAAGUCCCAAGACUGAGGCUGCGCUAUCUCCACCAGUUUAAGCAUCACCCCUUUUUCAGAAGCAUGUCCUUUGACCCCAUUCUUCUCCAGAAGUUCCCAGUCGAAUUUGUAAUGUCCAUGCGGAAAUCCGAGAUGACAGAUCUGCCAGAAAUCAACCUUUUUGAAGACUUUGACUGUGAAUUAACAGAUCACUUGACGUUACCUUGCCCCGCCUAAAUCAGGGAAAUGUCGGCAAAACUUUUAUAUAUAUUUUUUUAUAUUUGGAGAUAUUGGUGUAUGUCAUUUGAUAAACAUACAGGACCACAA
Molecule: messenger RNA, 1389 nt
Organism: Xenopus laevis (African clawed frog)
Lineage: Eukaryota; Metazoa; Chordata; Amphibia; Anura; Pipidae
Gene: rskr.L
Product: ribosomal protein S6 kinase-related protein
Exons: 12
Coding region: 109-1299 (396 amino acids)
Source: RefSeq, a predicted model, not a curated record